Molecule: messenger RNA, 3717 nt
Organism: Coregonus clupeaformis (lake whitefish)
Lineage: Eukaryota; Metazoa; Chordata; Actinopteri; Salmoniformes; Salmonidae
Product: zinc finger protein ZIC 3-like
Exons: 3
Coding region: 286-1623 (445 amino acids)
Biological process (GO): central nervous system development; regulation of transcription by RNA polymerase II
Cellular component (GO): nucleus
Molecular function (GO): DNA-binding transcription factor activity, RNA polymerase II-specific; RNA polymerase II cis-regulatory region sequence-specific DNA binding
Source: RefSeq, a predicted model, not a curated record
GCGAGUGAUUGACUUUAUCAGUCCAAGGACAUCAUUCCUCUGGAAAGGGGGGGAAGUUUGAUCCUCUUUCUCACGGAUCCCAGUAACGGGAGUUUUUCUCCUCGCUCUGUAAGCGAAGGAUUGUUUUUUCGUUGUUUUGGUGUUUUUACAGUAAAACAAAUCUUAUUCUACGUUUCAACGCACUGAAAUCGGGUGCCCGUUAUUCACGGUUAGAGUGAGCUCCACUAACCUGGGGAUUCAGUUUAUUUUUUAUUUUAUUUCGUUUUCUAAGUUCGUUUGAGCCCAAUGACUAUGCUCCUUGACAGCGGUCCGCAGUUCCCAUCGCUAGGAGUGGGGGGUUUCGGAACACCGCGGCACCAUGAGAUAGGGAACAGAGAUCCCGGUUUGGGACUUAAUCCCUUCGCUGAUUCAUCCCACUCCGCAGCUUUCAAACUCAGCCCAGUGGCUCACGAUAUAACCUCCAGCCAGACUUCAGCUUUUACCCCGCAAGCCAGUGGAUAUGCUGCUGCCCUGGGACACCAUCACGGCGGACAGGUGGGUUCGUACGGCGGCGGACCGUUCAAUUCAACCCGGGACUUUCUAUUCAGAAACCGUGGCGUUGGAGAGUCCGCUGCAUCGAGUGCCCAGCAUGGGAUCUUUGCCGCUUCUGCUGGGAGCCUGCACGGACCUCCUGGAAUCUCCGAUAACCCUGGACAUCUGUUGUUUUCAGGGCUCCACGACCAGGGCGUGAGCCACACUUCGCCAAGCGGACAUGUAGUCAACAGUCAAAUACAUCUUGGUUUACGCGGGGACAUUUUUGGAAGACCCGAUCCGUACCGUCCGGUCGCCAGCCCUCGGACGGACCCCUAUGGCGCUCAGCUCCACAACUACAACCAUCCAAUGGGGAUGAAUAUGGGGAUGAAUGUGCCGACACACCACGGUCCUGGGGCCUUCUUUAGAUACAUGAGGCAACCCAUAAAGCAAGAAAUGUCCUGUAAAUGGAUAGAUGAGAACCAGAUGAACCGACCCAAAAAGACUUGCGAAAGGACUUUCAGCACAAUGCACGAGAUGGUGACGCAUGUCUCCAUGGAACACGUUGGCGGCCCCGAGCAAAGUAACCACAUUUGCUUCUGGGAGGAUUGCCCGAGAGAGGGGAAAUCUUUUAAGGCCAAGUACAAACUCGUGAACCACAUUCGAGUGCACACUGGAGAGAAACCAUUCCCCUGUCCAUUCCCUGGUUGUGGGAAAAUAUUCGCCAGGUCGGAAAAUUUGAAAAUUCACAAACGAACACACACAGGUGAGAAGCCGUUCAAGUGUGAAUUCGACGGCUGCGACAGACGCUUCGCCAACAGCAGUGACAGGAAAAAGCACAUGCACGUGCACACUUCUGAUAAGCCUUACAUCUGCAAAGUGUGCGACAAGUCCUACACGCACCCCAGCUCUCUCAGGAAACACAUGAAGGUACACGAGUCUCAAGGUUCUGAGUCGUCUCCAGCAGCAAGUUCUGGAUAUGAGUCGUCCACACCACCAGUUCUGGUAUCAGCGAACACUGAAGACCCAACAAAAACACCACCGUCAGCCGUGCAAAACACGUCCGGGCACAGCGAUGGACUCCCACCCAACUUUAAUGAAUGGUAUGUUUGAAGUCAUAACCAGGCUGUCAAUGUGGACCAAGAUUAAGGAAACCUUAAAAACUCACACCAACGUGUACACAAAAUUGGAUUGGAACAACACGAGGAGAUGAGAGCAAGCCAGCAGUAGCAGGCCUUGUCCUUUCUCAGGAUUGGGGUUUGACUUUUAUUCCGAGGUCGAAGAAAACAAAUAAAUCAUAAAUAAUGAAAUAAUACUUUCUAAGAAUAAAUAAAAUGUUUUUUUUAUUUUAAUUUUUUAGUUUACAGAUUUCAAAUGAUUAUUUUAUUUUUCAUUUUAUGUAUUUUCUCAAAAUUGUAUUUAAAAAUAAAGGAAAAAGGAAUAAUAUUUCACGGUGUUUUAUAUAAUGGUGACAAACUACUGUCGCCUUUCAAUUGAUUGUUAAAACUUCAGACAGUCUUAAGAAACGUGCCAAAGUCUUUGUCUUGAACUUGAACAAAAAAUAAAUCAUAAAUAAAUAUAUACUCGUGAAUGUAUUUCCUUGUUUGAUGGGGUCGAAUCUGUUGUCAAUGUCCGUUUUCAGGUGGAGAAAUGUGGUAUUAGGUUACGAUUGUUGCCGUUGAAUAUAACGUUGCCUUUUGUUAAUAACGUUGUAAAUACAUAUCCAUGCUGCCAUAUUUAUCAAUUUGUAAUUUAAUUAUGGGUAUAAGUUCUGAAACGUAAAGAUAUUUAUGGAAAUGUUUUCUAACAAGACUGUACAGAUUUGGGUCAUAACCAAUUUAACAUUGAACAAAGUGAUUAACUCUAAAGCGCCAAUAUCGCGAUUGUAUCUUAUUUUUAAGCAAUAUAUGUGUCUUAUUUGGAUCUAAGAUAUCGUCUAUAUAAAUAUGAUGAAUGUCUAUAUAAUGCACAUUUUUCCAUCACUUAUUGUUUAGCUUGUGAGACCAUUGACAUGUGAAUCAUCAAUUCUGUAAAUCUUGUGAGUUGGUAAACUAUAUAAAACGGUUCUGUCCAUAUCCUUUUGGUCAAAGUAACGAUUUUUUUUGUGUAUUUUACUUUGAUAGAAUCAGAGAGUAGAGUUCAAUUGUAGCAUAAUUUCAGUACACAUUCGAACGAUCCAUCAGCUACUGCACUCGUCGCAUUUACAGAUGUUAAUACCUAGUUCAUUCAUGAAUUUCAAACCAAGGUGGCAGUAUUUAGAGUAUUUCAAAUUCGGGUCAAAUACCCAAACAUAUGAGCCAGUAUGGCAGUCAUUUAUAGUUCCAACAAUGUCUUUGUGCAAGUAGGCCUAUGUUAAAAUGUGUGCAUCGGCAACAAUGGAACUGUCACAACACAGUAUCUUCAAAAUAAAAGUGUUUUUGUCUGUCAGCUUGCAUUGUUUUAAAUGUAAUUCUUCUGUGAAACUAAGCGUGUUAUUUGUUAUAAGUACUGUGGUGUUGCAUAUAGAAACGUUUGAUUAUACAUUUGCUUGUUUUGUGUGAAUAAGCUGUCGAGAAAACAUUUUUGUGUGAACACAAUUUAGUCUGGGAACACUAAUAGAUAUAUGUGGGUUGGGGAAAAUAUGUUCAGUGGCACAAAGAAUUACAGCAUUGCAUUGUAACCUAUUUUCAAGAAUUGAAUCUUAUGCAUACCACAAAAUAUAUUGUGCUUAUGAGAACGAUUUCAGACCACCAGCACUACAAAAUGUAAAAACAGUACCUCGUAAGUGACAGUGAUAAAUAAAAUACGUUUAUUUAAAUAAUUUAAGGAAUAUAUGUUUUAUAUACUAUUUUCUAUACAUUAAUUUAAAAGAAAAACGUUUUUUCUUAUUCCCACAACCCGUAUGCCCCAUGUCCUGACGUCAGAGCACAUUUCUGAUGUAUAAACGCAGCUAGAAUGUGAUGUUGUAACACUUUCUGGGAGAAAUGGGUCACGCUCCAAGUUAUUCCUGAAAAGCAAAAUGUUUUACUGAUGAACUGUGUCACUGUGCCACAAUCGAGGCAAACGAUGAUACAACAGCGAGCCUAUUUGUUAUUUAGCGGAAAUAGGCAAAGGUUCCUUAUACUUUUUAAAGUAGGCUAUUGUUUGUUGGUUUGUUUGUUUUACCAACUAUUUAUGAAGAAAUGUGAACAUAAAUUUUGACUGAAAUUAAAAAAUAAUGAAAAAUAA